This is a messenger RNA of Oryzias latipes (Japanese medaka), 1984 nucleotides long. RefSeq lists its product as uncharacterized. Lineage: Eukaryota; Metazoa; Chordata; Actinopteri; Beloniformes; Adrianichthyidae. The record is from RefSeq and is a predicted model, not a curated record.
UUUCUAAUAAAAAAUAUAAAUAUUUUCAUGUUAGGUUUAUAUAAUAGUUUUAUUUAAAAAAAAUGCUUAACUACACGUUGAACAACUAAACAGUCAGCAAUUAAUGCCUAUUAAAUGUUAAAUUUGCCUAGUUCAAAAACCUUCAAUGCCACCUGAAUUAAAUUAUGUUUAUCAUUUAUUAAACCAAUUUCGUUUUUUGUCUUUGACAUUUUUAUGUACUUUCAUUAUUCACCCAAUUAGGAAUGAUGUACAGUAGAAAUUUCGUUCACAAAACCGGCUUGUCUUUACUGUGAUAUGUGUCUCCAUCUAGUGGCCAAAAGAAGAAACGCAGCAAGAAUCCUUCGGCGGAAUCUCAGCUGAAUCCAAUGAGGCAGUGAUGAUGAACAUAGAAAAAAAAUGGUUUCCUUCUUAGAAGCAGCUUAAAUGUUUGACUGUUUAUUAUUUUGUGACAAAAGGUUUUUUUUUCUGUUUUAAAUGAAAGUCAGAUCUAGAUUUAUUUAUUCCACAGGUUAUUUUUUUCUAUAACGAGAGCAAUGUCAGAGAAAUUUUCCAGGCACAGACGAGCUGGCAACGACAUACCAUCAGGUCGACAGCUUCCUCGCACUCCUCCCAUGAAGGAUGUGAAGAAGAUUUUAGAUUUUUCUGAUCAGGACUUGGACUUUAAGUUGCCACACCAGAAUGAAGAGAGUAAUGCCAGAUCUGCACGUGAUUCUGAAACAACUGCAGAUGCCCCUCACUCCAUGCUGAAAGGGAUGAAGGGAUAUCAGGUGACUCAAAGCGACCUGGAAUUUCUCAAGAAGAUGGAGGAGGAAAAACUCAUCAAAAAGCUGCAGGGUGAGUUUAAAGAGGUUCAGACGCUGUUAAAAAAAGAAACCAUGGCCUUGGAGCAAGCGUGGGUUUGCAGGGAGAAGGAACAAGCUGAACUCAACAAGUUUCCAUCACGUGAGGAGCUCUCCGAGUGGGUCCAGGUGGUGCUCAGGAUGACCACGCCUGCGAUGGAGUUUGCAGACAUGGAUGUCAAGUCUCUCCUCGCCAAAGUGACUGUGAAAGACGUUCAAAAGGCGAUUGCUGAAAAGAAGAAAGGAGUUGCACAGAUGAGGAAGAACCUGUCCAUAAAGAGGAAGAAAGAGGCUGAAGAACAAGGCAGGCUUGAGAGAGAAAUUGCAAGCCAUGAGAUGAAGAUACAGAAAUUGAUGAGAGAGUUGUCGGAACUAAAAUCUGAGCUUUCAGAGCGAGAGGCAGCAUUUGAACCACAAGAUCAGCCUAAAAAGCACAAAGCGCCUCAGGAGAAUCUAAAAAUACAAGAUGCUAAGACAAAACGCAGAGGACAACCAAGAAAGGAGGAAACCCGACAGACUGAGGAGCCAGCAGAGAAAGCUAGCGGCACCAGGCGGACACGGCCGGUGAGUCGCAGCAGCGGGAAGGAUGAAGGCACACACAAAAACAAGAGUGGUGCUUCUGAGAAAUCUGAAGAGAAGACCAAGAAGGGAGCAAAAGCAGGCAGAGCGAAACCAAAGGCGGUUGAGGAGCAAAAGGUCAAUUCCCACGAGUCUGUAGCAGGGAGAGGAAAGCCGGAUGAAGCCACAGCUUCCAGAGCCAGGAAUCAUGGGAAAACAAAUGCUGGGAAACCUAAAGCCACAUUGCGCUCAGGAAAAGCAGUAGGUGGUGUGACGGAGGAGGUUCAAAACAUCGUUCUGAGACGAUCCAAGAGGAUUAUCAACAAGAGGUGAAGACAUUUGAUCUCAUUUCUAACUCUCAAUUUUACUACUGCUUUGUUUCAUGUGAAGUUUAGGAUAUUUUUAAUUUUCUCAAACAUUCUGUUGAACACUAUCGACAAGUUUUACGCUCAAUUUUUAAGAAAUAUAUAAUUUUGCAUCAUUGUCUUCUCGCAAUUUAUAACACAUGAUAUCAAGAGUGCAUUUAUAUUUUACGGAUUUAUUUUUUUUCUCUUAAAAUGGAAAAUAAAGUAACUUUUUAACCCCUU